UGCGCCAGUCUCAAGUGGAAUAAACAGAAAAUGAGGAUCGUAUUUUAUUUACUGCUGAUGCUGGCAGUGGGACGAUGCACAAAAAAACCAAACUUUGAGACAAAGACUGUUGGUGUUGGAGUUUCUGUGGAGCUGACAUGUCCCCGCAAGUCUUCGGGAAGCUUGUUUUGGAUCAGGAUUGAUUCUGGAGACUUUCAUGAAGUUUUAGGAAAGACAUUUAGCCUUAAGAGUAAUGAUCGCAUCACUGCUACAGAAGAGCGUGAACUAUUUGUUCUACAUAUUCAAGAAGCAAAGCUAAGUGAUGCUGCGGUCUACUACUGUAUUCAAAUAAGCAAACAGAACAUCAUAUUCCUGACACAAACUGACCUAAGAGUUAAAGAACCUGAAAGCACUGCAGUUUCUCCAACUGAUCCAGUCCGUCCUGGAGACUCUGUGACUCUGCAGUGUUCAAUACUGUCCGACUCCGGGAACAAAACACGACCAGAAGAACAACAUUUGUGCUGUUUCAAGGCUUUUAAUCAAAGUUUGAAUAAUACUGGAGGAAACGUUGUUGAAGUACAUGAAAAGGAACCAGGUGGACCCUCAAAAAAGAAAUGUGUCUACAGCUUCUACAAGACAUGUCACUGCGAUGUGGCCACAUGUGAGGACAUCAUUUCUGGAAAUAGAUCAGAACUCAACACUACAGAAACUGAAGGGGAAAUCCUGUGGUGUUUGCAACAACAGAUGAUGACUCGUUGAUUUAUUCUGCACCAACCUUCAUCAGAAGGAAAUCUAGCAAAGGGACUGGGGGUGCAAAAGCAAUGAAAGAAGAGUGUAUCUACACUGAUGCCCGGGCUCUUAGGUUGGCUUGAUGGUGUAAUACUGGAUUUGCUAAUCUUUGCAGAUGCAAUAUUUAUUUUCAUUCUGUUCAAGAAAGGUACUAGCCCCUAAUGUCAUUAAUCCAAUUAAUAUAUUGGAUUGUAUUGUGUGUAUAUAUUUUGCACACAUAAGUAAUCUUCAUGACACAAAAGUAAUAUAAAAGCUACUGUAAGCUUGUGUAGAUAGACAUACUGUAUACUGUAGGGAUACAUAUUUGUUUCAUUGUGAGUUAUCAAAGUUGUGAACAACAACUUGCAUCAUAAAAUGUCAAGUCUUUAAAUGUACAUUUUCCAAAUCUGUGUACUGUCUGUGUCAAUGCUAUGUAAAGAUAAUUGUGUAUUGCUUUUUUCCUAAUAAAUAAUUGAAUUUU
Messenger RNA from Trematomus bernacchii (emerald rockcod), 1228 nucleotides. RefSeq lists its product as uncharacterized. Gene Ontology annotation, biological process: response to bacterium. The coding region runs from base 31 to 738 and encodes 235 amino acids. The record is from RefSeq and is a predicted model, not a curated record. NCBI's taxonomy places the organism in Eukaryota, Metazoa, Chordata, Actinopteri, Perciformes, Nototheniidae. The transcript has 5 exons.